UAUAUCUAUAUAUGUAUUUAUUUUGUGUAAAUAUUAAUAAUGAUAAAACUGCUUAGGCUUAGGAAAUAAGCUGCUCCAUUCUCAAUACCUGUGUUUUAAGAAUGUUUUAUUUGUGAACAUUUUUGCUCUUAGUUCUCAACAUUAAUUUAGUGAAUUUACCAUGAUAAAUUGUUUUUUGUUCUGUCAAGUUGAAAAUGUCUGAAGAUUUAAAGAAAUAUUUAUAUCGUCAGUUGAGCAGCAUCAGUGGUUUAUGUGCAAUUGUUGUGUCUGACAGAGACGGAGUUCCUGUUCUAAAGGUGAACAACGAGAAAGCUCCUGAAUUUGCCUUGAGAUCUGGAUAUUUGAGCACCUUUCCUCUUACAUCUGAUCUAUCUGGAAAGUUAGGCUUUGGGAAAAAUAAUUACUUUAUUUGCUCCUACAGUAAUUAUACAGUUGUCCAUUUUAACAGACAACCACUGACACUAAGCUUCAUUGCAAGCAGCUCAGCAAACACAGGUCUUAUACUUAACCUUGGAGAAGAACUUAAAUUAUCUUUGGACGGUUUGAAGCAGAUUGUUAAGGAUUAACAAUGGAGCUUACAUCUGAAAACUCCUCAGAAAACAUUCCACCAGCCAUACGCCCGUGUAAAACUGUUGUUGACCAAGUUAAAAACACCCUAAGUUUUCUUCUCACAUCUGCUGUUAACUCAAUUAAAAAAGCAGAUUCAGAAAAAAAUGAGAUUCCCGUCGAAAAAUCGUCUUCUGUGGAUAAUCCACAGAUCUUAGCUAGGAAAAAUAAAAAUCUCGGGGAUUCCCCUAAAGUGGUAUCCAGAAGUGAGAAGCUGAGAUCUAAAGAAGCAUUUCAAAAACGAGUAAAAUCUUUUACAUUGCAGAACUGGUGUGGAAAACCUCUCCUACUGAACCCAAUGUUGUACGCACAGUAUGGUUGGCGCUGUAGUGGUGAAGAUAUGGUGUGUUGUUCAUCCUGUGGUGCUGUACAGUGUGUUCAACUUCCAUGGCCCAAUGCAACUAACUAUGAAGAGCAAUGUUUGAAAACUCGUUCGAAAAUAGUGAGUGGGCACAUGAAAGUAUGUUCGUGGUCGAGCAGUUAUUGCAAUGAUUCCUUCAUAAUACCAUUUCAUCCACGAUAUUCAAACACACAGCAACAAACUUGUAUGUUGGAGGAAUUCCAAGCACGGGCAAAGAAAUUGCUGCAUUUAAAAAAUGAUCUCCCUUUAAUAACAGACGAUGUAAAGGAAGAAAUGGAACUGUCAGAAAAGAUAUUGGUUCAGCUUUGUGCGGCAGCUGAUUUUAAUGAUAAUGAUGACAUUGAAAACUUGAUGGUGGUGUCUUCUAUUAUUCUUGCUUUAUCUGGAUGGGAUACAAAGUCUGAUGGAGAUUCUUCAAACCCAGGAAUCUUUUGCAAUGAGAGCAGUAGGUUGGUUGGCCUGUGGAAUUUUUACUCUGUUGGAUACUUGCCUAAUGAAACAGACGCUCCUGUUGCUAAGAAACAAAAGAAAGAUGAAGAUUUCACUGCGAUUGAAAAGAGUUACUUUCAUCCACUCAAGCAACACCAUGUAUGGUCACCUUGGGUGGUUACUAUCAAACCAAUGUCAGCAGAUGAACUUUCUGAUGAAAGAACAAGUGCAACCUAUACUGAUGACGACGUGUUACCUGGUUGGAAAAUGUUGAAAAAUUUGAUCUGCAGUGACGGGUUAACAACAUCUAAACCAACCAUGAAAACUCCACCAAGAGCUGCAGUUAAACAAGCAAGGAGAAUACUGAGUGAAUGGUCAUCACCAAUGUAGAUGGAUGUGUGGCUGAAAACUGUUAAUACCUGUUGUAUAUUGUUCAUUGUCAUAUCAUACCCUGGUAUUUAAAUCUGGGGCUUCGCAAUAAAUUUCUACUGACUUGA
Messenger RNA from Ciona intestinalis (vase tunicate), 1893 nucleotides. NCBI's taxonomy places the organism in Eukaryota, Metazoa, Chordata, Ascidiacea, Phlebobranchia, Cionidae. The record is from RefSeq and is a predicted model, not a curated record.